Messenger RNA from Aspergillus nomiae NRRL 13137, 731 nucleotides. RefSeq names its product peroxiredoxin family protein. Lineage: Eukaryota; Fungi; Ascomycota; Eurotiomycetes; Eurotiales; Aspergillaceae. Bases 149 to 649 code for a protein of 166 amino acids. The transcript is spliced from 5 exons. Gene Ontology annotation, cellular component: cytoplasm; peroxisome; mitochondrion. Gene Ontology annotation, molecular function: thioredoxin peroxidase activity. The record is from RefSeq and is a predicted model, not a curated record. Gene Ontology annotation, biological process: hydrogen peroxide catabolic process; cellular response to oxidative stress; cell redox homeostasis.
ACCAUAAAAUUGGUUGAUAUUAAUUGAUUAUGAUAUAAUCGUCUACCCCGCGUCCAAUUAAAUUUACCCCAAAACAUCCAACUCACAACUCUCACUCUCAACUCCUCACCACCACUCCCACCAACAGCCACCAUACGCAUCAGUCACCAUGGCCCUCAAGCCCGGAGAUUCCUUCCCCAACGACGUUGUCUUCCAGUACGUCCCCUGGACCGAGGAGAAGGGCGACAUCGCCGCCUGCGGUAUCCCCAUCCCUUACAACGCCUCUAAAGAAUGGGCCGAUAAGAAGGUGGUCCUGUUCGCCGUUCCUGGCGCUUUCACCCCCACCUGCUCCGUCAGCCACGUUCCCGGGUACAUCCAGAAUCUGCCCGAGCUGAAGGAAAAGGGUGUCCAGGUCGUUGCUGUCGUUGCAUCUAAUGACCCCUUCGUCAUGAGCGCCUGGGGAAAGGCCAAUAAGGUGAAGGGUGAUGACAUUCUGUUCCUCUCUGACCCCGACGCCAAGUUCUCAAACAGCAUCGGCUGGGCCAGCAACGGUCGCACCGGUCGCUAUGCGAUUGUCAUUGAUCAUGGCAAGGUGACCUACGCUCAGAUCGAGACUAAGAAGGGUGUUGUGGAGGUGUCGGGCGCCGAGGCUGUCUUGGCUCACCUGUGAUUCUCUUCGGAAGCUCGUUCUCCGAGGUGAAUUAGAUGGGGAAUGGAGCAAGCUUCUGCUUAGCUAGCGUUAUCUUUUAAUU